GUGGACCAGACCCAGGCAGGCAGCUCAGAGCCUGAGUCCUCCACUCUGUGCUGUGUUGGACUCAUGGGAACUGUCUCUGACCCACUCAUAAUGGCACCCAAUAGGCACACCUGUGCAGCCUUGGACUGGAGGAGAUGUGGUUGCUUUCUCCGGAGUCCUGCAUCUGGCUGGGGACUGCUGAUUGACUCCUUCCAGAUGUCUUGUCUUGAAACAGCCUCUGUCUCUCUCACCAAACAUCCAGGGAGGAAUCAGGAUCCAUCAGGAGACCAUCCAUCCAGAACCCACCCAGUUACAUCAACUAAAUGGGUCAAGAAAAUGACACACAAAUUACAGAGUUUCUUCUUCUGGGAUUUUCAGAGGACCCAGAACUGCAGCCCCUCAUCUUUGGCCUUUUCCUGUCCAUGUACCUGGUCACUGUGCUGGGGAACCUGCUCAUCAUCCUGGCCACCAUCUCAGACUCCCACCUGCACACACCCAUGUACUUCUUCCUCUCCAACCUGUCCUUUGUGGACAUCUGCUUCACCUCCAACACUGUCCCAAAGAUGCUAGUGAACAUCCAGACACAGAGCAAGGUUAUUACCUACGCAGGCUGCAUCACCCAGAUGCAAUUUUCCAUACUCUUUGCAGGACUGGACAUCUAUCUUCUGACUGUGAUGGCCUAUGACCGGUAUGUGGCCAUCUGCUACCCCCUGCACUACAUGGUCAUCAUGAACUCCCGGCGAUGUGGGUUGCUGGUUCUGGUGUCCUGGAUCAUGAGUGCUCUUCAUUCCUUGUUACAAGGUUUAAUGAUGUUGAGACUCUCCUUCUGCACAGAUUUGCAAAUCUCCCACUUUUUCUGUGAACUUAAUCACCUGGUCCAUCUUGCCUGCUCUGACACCUUUCUCAAUGAGGUGGUGAUAUAUUUUGCUGCUGUCUUGCUGGCUGGUGGCCCCUUCACUGGCAUCCUUUACUCUUACUGCAAGAUAUCCUCCUCCAUCCGUGCAAUAUCUUCAGCUCAGGGCAAGUAUAAAGCCUUCUCCACCUGUGCAUCUCACCUCUCCGUGGUCUCCUUAUUUUAUUGUACAAGCCUGGGUGUGUACCUUAGUUCUGCUGUGGCCCAAAACUCACACUCCACUGCAACUGCCUCCGUGAUGUACAGCGUGGUCACCCCCAUGCUCAACCCCUUUAUCUACAGUCUGAGGAACAAGGACAUCAAGAGUGCUCUGAGAAGACUCUGUGAGAGAGAAACUGUGAAAGCAACAGUUGUGCUGAGACUGAAGAAGUGCCCAUGAUUGCAGAAGGGCUCAGAGCCUCAGAGCUAGAAACUGGCAUCUUACCAGAAGGUAGAAGCAGAACUUGGUCCUUCUAUUUUAUCCCUGAAGUUUCUGUUUCCUGAUUUCAACUUCUGCAUGCAAUUCCAUUCCAUGCGUCCCUUUAUUGUACUCUCCACUCUCUGACACCCAGUCCUCUCCUCUCCAUUGUGCUGCUUUCUAACUUUCCCCAAAUAAUUUUCAUCUUUGUAUCAGAAAUACUUAGAAAUUCUUAUUUAGCCCAAAGGACAUGUUUUUUAGAAUAAUUUCUUUUCAAGUGACAUAAAUUAUACCAAAUGACAUAAAUUAUACCAAAUGAUUUUACUAAUAUUGGACUAAAAAUGAACAUAUGUUUUACUCCCAAGGGAAAAAUCCCACAUUUGACAACCCAGGGUAUGUGCGUAAUGUACAGUGGAAUAAAGUGUGGUGACAUUU
Messenger RNA from Ictidomys tridecemlineatus (thirteen-lined ground squirrel), 1724 nucleotides. RefSeq names its product olfactory receptor 7A17. NCBI's taxonomy places the organism in Eukaryota, Metazoa, Chordata, Mammalia, Rodentia, Sciuridae. Gene Ontology annotation, biological process: G protein-coupled receptor signaling pathway. The record is from RefSeq and is a predicted model, not a curated record. Gene Ontology annotation, cellular component: membrane. Gene Ontology annotation, molecular function: G protein-coupled receptor activity; olfactory receptor activity.